AAGAGCUUUAAAAUAAAAAUUCAAUUCUACCUAGUCCAAAAAAUGCAUUGCACAAUUAUGCAGGUCCUACUUUUCGUAGCGUAUGUAUAUCGCAAACUGAACGAUGAACAAAGGCUAGAAUGCCUAUGUCCGCCAUACUGCUAACAACGCCACGUAAAAACUCGUGACUGUGGCCCGACUUGAUCAACUAAAAAUCGCGUUCAAAAGCUUGUAGACAUUGUAAUGGCGGCCUAUUCGGGUAUGUGCAAGCUGGCCUGACGCCGAGGGAAGUUGAUCAAGUCGGUGAUUUUGUUUAUCAACGAGGCGCUCACAUAUAGGAAGCUUCUCCGUGUGCUGAAAUGUUAGUUGCUGGACUUUUUCAGUGAAAUAUGUGUGCAUUUUCAUGGUUACAGCGGAUUUCUUUCAAAAAUAAAUUCUAGUGCAUCCAACAUGGCGAUGGGCUUGUGUUCAGUAGUCUGUAGUGAUGUUAAACAAUGCAUUAGAGCUGUCACGACACCUCCUCAUCUCAACGACAGGACAAAAUGUCGCCCACUUAGCUUAAAGAAUAGUGUUUUUUGUUAUAAUUCAACAUAUACACCUUACGACAUUGCUUUGUCAAUAUUUGGCACAUGUACCAUGAUGCUAUCCAUACUAGGCCUCAUUUCAUUUUAAUCCCAAUUUUUCAACUUGUAUAGAGCUGAUAAACUAUAUAAUUUUUCAUUUUAAAGUCCAUGAAUUGCUUCACCUGAAACUAACACAAUUACUAACUUUGUCUCUUUUUUUUCAACACAAACUUGUAGCUGGACAUGACAGAGGCGCCAUAUUUGACUUGUAGACCUUUGCAGUUGUCCUGAUAAUAAAAGUUGUCCAAAGAAACUGAAUGACACCCCGACAUCAUUUUAAAUUAGCAGCAAAUCAAGUAUAAAUGUUUAACUUGCAUAUCUAAAAUGCUUGCUUUUCAUUUAUGAUUAUUGUGGGAGUCGAUAAUUCAGAAAAACCGCAUCCCCUCUUGACCAAGUGAAGCACAUGUUCCCCUAGCCAUGAAUGUAAACAGUGGUGACGACGCUUUUUAUAGCUAAAAUAACGACUGCAAUACAAGUGAUGGUCAUCCAGUUUUACUGCGAAGAGAAAACUUAGAAAGAACAGACAUGGAUAUUGCGACUCUUUCUUUUGUGCUCACCAUUAUUCAUGGAGCAUUUGCAAACCACCUGGCAGGAAACCGUGGUAUGUCAGGGAGAGUUGGUUCUCUUCGUCAGUCAUCAAGAGCCUCGUUUUCAAACAGGGGAAGCUCCUCAAGCAGGCGGGUCCCCGUGAUAAGUUCGGCAGAGCUGCGCGCCAUAUAUCGGGCGCGGGAAAUCAGAAGACAACAGAGGCUACUAGAGCAACAGAAGCAGCUCGCACAGUUGUCUCAGAUCCAAAGCAACCGAGGAUCCCCACAAAACUUACUAUCGCAACUCUUAACACCGCAACAACAGCAACCUCAGCCACAAUCGCAGCAACAAGUAGCAAUUACUAAUGAUUUACUGCAAAAAUUGUUGCUGACAGCAAUUUUAGGAAACGAUUUGAAUACUGCAAAUGGAGGAAAGGGACAAACACAACAGCAAUCUACAGCUACUGUUUCCAGCUCUGCAGCAAAACCCACACAAAAUGCUAAUAAUAAUCCAGUUGUUAUAGAGGCGAACGGAAAUAUCCGGCUCUCGGAAGUCAAAAAGCCAAACGGACAGACACAUAUUGUAAUCGACGCCUCUAAUAUGGGAAUCCCAGGUCCGUUGACGGUAACCUUAAAACCCGGUGAGGACCCUCCGGAACCGGAGAUAAAACUUCCGUUUGGCCACCGGAAGUGAGGUCAUUACGCUAGCCCUGGUGUUAUAAACGAAGAGAUUACGCAUUCUCAGGGAUAAAAGUGCAUUUUGUCAAUUGUCAGACUGAUUUUGACGAAUUUGUGACAUCGGACGCUCUAAUAUGAUGGUUGACUCUACAAUUCUAAUUAAUUAACUAGAGUCCCAAGUCUUUGGGCCUUUUUUUAUCAAAACAAUUGCUGAAUAUUUAAUUGAUAUAAUUGUUGAUAA
Saccostrea cuccullata (small rock oyster) is the source of this 2048-nucleotide messenger RNA. RefSeq lists its product as uncharacterized. The record is from RefSeq and is a predicted model, not a curated record. The transcript has 4 exons. NCBI's taxonomy places the organism in Eukaryota, Metazoa, Mollusca, Bivalvia, Ostreida, Ostreidae. Bases 1128 to 1823 code for a protein of 231 amino acids.